GCAAACUGAGAGGGGGGCAGGGAAAGGGGGUCAGCGACUAGUCCCGGUGAGGGGGGAAGCGCUAGAAAGGGACUGGAGGGAAGCUCAAAGGAGGCAGAGAGAGGGUGGGGAGGAGAAGGAGGAAAGGGGGCAGAGGGAGGAGGAGGGAAGGGGGGAAGGAGAGAGGAGGAAAAGGGAGAGGAGAAGAGGAGGCGGGGAGGAGAAGAGGCGAGAAAGGACAGGGAGGAGGGGGAGGAGAGAGGUGGCGGGGGCGAUGCGGGGUUCCUGGCUGCCAGGCACAGGCUAGACGAGUGCCCUCCCUUAAGAACUGGGCGGGAAGCGGCCUCGGGGACCCGGCUUAGGAGGAAGAGAGGUGGCGCUACCGGAGAGAACAGGGAACGGAGCUGGGGGCGGACGGGAGAAGGAGCCGGUUGUUGGCAGCAGCCGCGACCGGGCUGCGGGCUGCCGCUGGGGACCGAACGGAGGACCCGGGCAGUUGCCGUUUUCUAAAGGGGCACCUGGCGCUCCACUCUCUCUCUUUCCCUGCGCUUCCCUGCUCGCUCCCGGCCAGCAUCGCGGUCCCCUUCGGCUCCUUAGCCCGCUCUUCUCCCCAUCCUUCUGGUCUCCCACUCCCGGAGACUGGGGUUGCCUCCCCUGCCAGCCGCGCUACCUCCGGCUUACCCCAGCAGCUCGCUAGCAAGCAAGCUCCCGAGCCUAAGCUUAGUCGUGCCCUUCUGGGGAUGUGCCAGUAACCCAGGUUUCCCGAGCCCCCAGAGAACCCCAAGGAUGGGACACCGCCCUCACCUCUUGACUGUCCAGAUCCUUCUUCUGUGGCUCACACCAGUCUCAGCUUCGCUCCAGGAUCAGUACUGUGAGAGCCUCUCCUUAGUCAACAACAUCACUGGGCUCCAAUGCAAUGCCUCCAUUGAUCUCAUUGGGACCUGCUGGCCUCGGAGUGCAGCUGGUCAGCUCGUGGUUCGGCCCUGUCCUGCCUACUUCUAUGGAGUUCGCUAUAACACUACAAACAAUGGCUACCGGGAGUGCCUCGCCAACGGGAGCUGGGCGGUACGAGUCAACUAUUCCCAGUGCCAAGAGAUCCUCAAUGAGGAGAGAAAAAGUAAGCUGCACUACCAUAUUGCUGUCAUUAUCAACUACCUGGGCCACUGUAUCUCCCUUGGAGCCCUCCUCAUGGCCUUUGUCCUCUUCAUGCACCUAAGGAGCAUCCGGUGCCUUCGGAACAUCAUUCACUGGAACCUCAUCUCUGCUUUCAUCCUACGCAAUGCUACCUGGUUUGUGGUACAGCUCACCAUGAGCCCUGAAGUACACCAGAGUAAUGUGGGCUGGUGCCGGCUCGUGACAGCGGCUUACAACUAUUUUCAUGUUACCAACUUCUUUUGGAUGUUUGGAGAAGGCUGUUACCUACACACAGCCAUUGUGCUCACCUACUCUACUGACAAGCUUCGAAAGUGGAUGUUUAUCUGUAUUGGCUGGUGUGUGCCUUUCCCCAUCAUUGUGGCCUGGGCCAUCGGGAAACUGUACUAUGACAAUGAGAAGUGCUGGUUUGGAAAGAGGGCUGGAGUGUACACUGACUACAUCUACCAGGGUCCCAUGAUUUUGGUCCUGCUGAUCAACUUUAUCUUCCUCUUCAAUAUUGUCCGUAUCCUCAUGACUAAGCUCCGGGCUUCAACCACUUCAGAGACCAUUCAGUACAGGAAAGCUGUGAAAGCCACUCUUGUGCUGUUACCUCUUUUGGGUAUCACAUACAUGUUGUUCUUUGUGAACCCUGGGGAGGAUGAGGUCUCUCGAGUUGUCUUCAUCUACUUCAACUCCUUCCUGGAGUCCUUCCAGGGUUUCUUCGUAUCUGUCUUCUACUGUUUCCUCAACAGUGAGGUUCGCUCAGCUGUGCGGAAAAGGUGGCAUCGGUGGCAAGAUAAACAUUCAAUCCGUGCUCGAGUGGCGCGAGCCAUGUCCAUCCCUACCUCCCCUACCCGAGUCAGUUUCCAUAGCAUCAAGCAGUCAACAGCUGUCUGAGUGGAAUGGGGAACACAGGGGUGGAGGAUGGAGAUGCCAAAAGGAACAGAAAGGAAUCUAACUUUGGUUAUUGGGAGGAGUGCAUCAUUCAAUAUGCUCUCCCUACUGCCUCUCAUGUCUGACUCUUCCUAACCUGUGCAGGAAAACAGUUCCCUCCUCCAACUUUGGCAUACUCCAGUACUUGCAUGGGAAAUGUUGAACCCAUGAGACCCAGACAGAGGUGGGAAACUGGUGAAAAGCAUAUAAGAGGUGGAUGGGGAAAUAGGGUCCUCCAGAAGACCCUGGAACUCUGAAGGCUGCUGAGUCUUAGACAGGAAUAAUGACUUAAUUUGCUCUUCUGUGCUCCUUGUCUGCUCUUUGGACCAACCUACCUGAGGGUCAGGAUGGAACAUUAAAAGCACAUGGACAAUGAAAACUAGUGGCCUAUAUUGUCAUCUUGGAGCACAAUGUGGCUCUCCACUUAGGAACCACAGGACUGGAUGGUUGGCAUCAGCCUUAAAGAUGUCACCAGUUGGUACUAGCGCAUCUACAUGAAUUUCUUCAUGAAAAUAAUUGUGACAUACUCAUAAGGACACAUGGAGAAACCAUAAUAUUGUCAAUAGAAUUCCUCACAAUGAUUUUAUCUUUGUGAUGAUGUCACAGCUACAUCAUUAGAAAGUCCACCAUGAACCAUGGCCACAUCUUCAGAACCCAUGAUGACAUCAACAAGAAUGAGGCAAUGUCAUUGAAAACCAUAAUUUUAUCAGGAACCUAGGCAUUCCCCACCAGAAAUUACUUUGCCAUCAUUCCUUACUCAUGACUCACUUGUCUCUGACUCACUAUAACAAGAGGGGCAGGUGGCUCGAGUGGUAUGACCCUUCCUUAACUGGGGAAGGAAAAACUAUUUUCUGCCUGAGGACUCUGCUACCCCUGAAAUCUAUGACUAUAGAGAUCAUUUCUGUAGGGUAACAAAAAGACUCACCCCGACACAUGCAACUUUCACUCAGACAUCUCUUUUUGAGUCGCUUUGUGGACAUGUAUCAUGAAGUUGGGAAAAUGGCUGGAGUAUCAAGAUUGCUAGUGAUAUCUCUGGAUUCAACACAAAGACCUUAAACUGUUGGCAUUUUCUAAGGGCAGGAGGAAAAGUAAAGAGGGUGUGCCUGUGGAUAUGUUUGUGCUCGUGUGUGUGUGUGUGUGUGUGUGUGUGUGUGUGUGUGUGUGUGUGUGUACACAGGAGAGAACUUUGAAUACUACAGCCAUGGGCAGAAAGGGAGUUCCCUGAAUGGUCCCUGUCAGUGGCUCCCUGUCAGUGACUCCCUGUCAGUGGCCGAGGGGGGUCCGCCUGGAAAAGGUGGUUGGAGUCAGAGAAGAUAUAGGUGUGAACGAUAGGAAGGUGUCCAGAUAGAAAAGGCUAAAAAAACUAUUCACAAUUAUGGUUCCCUUUGAAAGUGGAAAUAAAUAAACAAUGUUAUCACAUAAUAACCAUGUGAGGAGGGAACAGCACCUAGAAAGGCCAAUGAGGGGCAUUUGGGAGAGGGGAGACACAUCACAGAAAGAACACUGAACCCUGGCCUGUCCCACCCACUCCAUGAAGUUUAACCACUGCAAGUAUAGGGUGAGAUGUAGAAAGGCCAGAGGAAUAGGAGGAACAUGUGGGAGGUAAGUGUGUGGGAAGAACAGAAGUGAUGAGAGAACCUCUUAUUCAAACUGGGGCAGAGGGCUUCACAGAAAUAUGAUGGAAGAAAAUGAGAAGCUGGAUAAUGGGUCCCUACUGACAAAGGAGGAACAUGAAAUGACUAAUGAGUCUCAACGGCCAAAGCAGUAAAAUAAUUUUCAGCUUUGCCUUCCACCAAAGGAAGGGAGCUGGGAAAUUUUGAAAAUUAGGUUUGGGUUGGGGAGGGGCAAGAAGUAGAGGGGGGUAGGCAAAGGAAAAGGCAGAAAGGAAGAGGAGUGGAAAGAGGAUAUAAGAAUGGUAGGAAAACUAUUGAGAAAUCUACUUUGCCUGGCCAGGCAGAGAAGGGAGAUUUCUCUACCAAAUCAGAGUCUCAGGAGGAGGUCCCCUAUCUCCAGGGUCCCAAGGUCCAGGACAAUGGUCUUGAAGUGCUUAUGGCAGGUUAGGUGCUUCAUCCUAUGGGAAUCAAUCAAUACGGAGUUUGCCAGUCACUAAAAUUUAUUAAGCACUUUCUGUGUGCCUGACACUUUGUAAAGUGCUGGAGAUGACAAAAGCAAAAACAGAAUGGUCUCUGCCCUAAAGGAGCUCACAUUUUAAAGAAAAAGAUAGACUAAGAGGCUGUCACAACAGAUAGGCUAAGGAAGAAGCUAUAUAUUGGCUCCUAAAGGAGGUCCUCCUUCAUGGCCAACUGGACUGACAAACAUUUUUAAGAGCAUUUAUUGAUCCCAGCCCUGUCCAAAGUGCUGAAGCAUGGGAUGGCCUAAGGCAGUGAUGGCAAACCUAGGGCAUGGGUACCAAAGAUGGCACACAGAUUGUUCUCUGUGGGCACAGAGUCACCCCGCCCCAGUGUGUUACUAAAAAGGCAGAGGGACUAAGACAGAGCUGCUCCAUUCCCCCUCUCCAUUGUGCCUGAGAACAUUUUUUUCACAUUCCUCACCCUCUGCCCAGCAGCCCAAUGGGAGUACUUCCUCCCUCCCCUAUGUUGGGUAAUGGGUGGGGCAGGCCCAUCACUUGGUGUGGGGGAGGGGCAUGGCACUCAAUCUGAGGGGUGGGGGUGGAGCCCGGCAUUCUGUAUCUAAAAAAUUUGCCAUCACUGGCUAAGGGAUAAAUGAAGUAAAAGCUUUCUCCAGACUCCCAGCCAUUUGGGGUACAAAAGUUUAGGGAGACAAGAUUGUUGACUCAAAAACGCUUUGUAAAUCCUAAAACCCUUUAUCAAUGUCAGCCAUUGUAAUUAGGUGAAAUCCAUGAACAAGGGAUUUAGAAAGGUUAAGGCUAUUUGUUAAGCAGUGGAGGAUCCCUGGGAAGUGGUCAACUAUUGUUGGAAGCCAUAAGUGAGAUACAGAGCUGGGAGGCACCUUCUAGCCCUACCUCUUCCUUUACUCAUGAGGAGACCAAAAACCCAGAGAGGAAAAGUUUGCCCAAAGAUAUGGUAGCAGGAUCAGGAUCCUAUCUCAGGUCCUCAGAUUCUAAAUUCAAUGUUCUUUCUACAGUACAUUGAUUCAUCCCGAAGGUUACUGAGAUGCCUGUCUUUCAGAAUUCCUACAAGGAGCCUGAAUUGACCUUUGAAAACCCUUCUAGUUUUUAAGUCUGUCAAUAGUAGUGCAAGGUAUUAGAAGUACACCUGAAGGCAGCUAGUUGGCACAGUGGAUAGAAUGCUGGACCUGGAGUUAAGGAGACCAGAGUUCAAAUUCUGCCUCAAAUACUUAUUGUGUGAUUCUGGAUAAGUCACUUAACCUUCAUUUUCCUCAAUUUUCUCAUCUAUAAAAGGGAGAUAAUAAUAGCACCUAUCUCCCAGGGUUGUGAAGAGUAAAGAAGAUAAUAUUUGUAAAACAUUUUGCAAACCUUAAAGCACUCUAUAAAUGCUAGCUAUUCUUGUUGCUA
Molecule: messenger RNA, 5542 nt
Organism: Monodelphis domestica (gray short-tailed opossum)
Lineage: Eukaryota; Metazoa; Chordata; Mammalia; Didelphimorphia; Didelphidae
Gene: CRHR1
Product: corticotropin releasing hormone receptor 1
Biological process (GO): adenylate cyclase-activating G protein-coupled receptor signaling pathway; cell surface receptor signaling pathway
Cellular component (GO): plasma membrane; neuron projection
Molecular function (GO): G protein-coupled peptide receptor activity; corticotropin-releasing hormone receptor activity; corticotrophin-releasing factor receptor activity
Source: RefSeq, a predicted model, not a curated record